AUGGUUAACUCUUUGUGGGAGGGGAAAAGAGGUGGAUGCAUCACUCCGUCCUGCCUCAAUCUCUUUGCUCUGUUCGAUGCCCAGGCUCAGGUCUGGCUGCCCCCAAACCACGUCUUGGAGAUCUCCAGAGACAUGAGCCUGACAUUGUACUUCCGCAUGAGGUUUUAUUUCCGGAACUGGCAUGGCACGAAUCCUCAGGAGCCGGCUAUAUACCGCUGUGGGCCCCCAGGGCCCAAGUCUUCCUCAGAACAGACAGAGCAGGGGAUGCAACUGCUGGACCCAGCCUCCUUUGAGUACCUCUUUGAGCAGGGCAAGCAUGAGUUUGUGAAUGACGUGGCAUCACUAUCGGAGCUCUCGAGCGAGGAGGAGAUCCACCAUUUUAAGAAUGAGAGUCUGGGCAUGGCCUUCCUGCAUCUCUGCCACCUUGCUCUCUACCAUGGCAUCCCCCUGGGGAAGGUGGCCAAGAAGAUCAGCUUCAAGGACUGCAUCCCACGCUCCUUCCGGCUGCAGAUCCAGCAGCACAACGCGCUCACGCGGCUGCGCCUGCGGAACAUCUUCCGCAGGUUCGUGCGGGCUUUCCAGCCAGGCCACGUGUCGCAGCAGGUCAUCAUGGUCAAAUACCUGGCCACGCUCGAGCUGCUGGCACCCCGCUUCGGCACCGAGUGCCUGCCCGUGUGCCACCUGGAGCUGCUGGCCCAGGCCGUCGGGGAGCCCUACUACAUCCAGGACGGCGGGCAGGCUCCCCCAGAGCCUGGGCCGGAGUUGGCCACCGGGCCCCCCACUCAUGAGGUGCUGGUGACGGGCACGGGUGGCAUCCAGUGGCGGCCGAUACAGGCAGAGGGUCCCAGAGGCGACGGUAGCAGCAGCAGGAAUCCCCGUGCUGGCCCAUUUGGGAAGAAAACCAAGGCCCCGGAGGUGGGCGGCCAGCCCGCGGACAGGCCUCAGGAAGCGCCCUGGGCCUACUUCUGUGACUUCCAGGAUAUCACGCACGUGGUGCUGAAGGAAUGCCACGUCAGCAUCCGCUGUCAGGACAACAAGAGCCUGGAGCUGACCCUGCCUUCCCGGGCCAUGGCCCUGUCCUUGGUGUCGCUGGUGGACGGCUAUUUCCGCCUGACCGCCGACUCAAGCCACUACCUUUGCCACGAGGUGGCUCCACCACGGCUAGUGAUGAGCAUCCGGGACGGUAUCCAUGGACCUCUGCUGUGA
Messenger RNA from Leptonychotes weddellii (Weddell seal), 1206 nucleotides. NCBI's taxonomy places the organism in Eukaryota, Metazoa, Chordata, Mammalia, Carnivora, Phocidae. The record is from RefSeq and is a predicted model, not a curated record.